Molecule: messenger RNA, 2968 nt
Organism: Balearica regulorum gibbericeps (East African grey crowned-crane)
Lineage: Eukaryota; Metazoa; Chordata; Aves; Gruiformes; Gruidae
Gene: TLR5
Product: toll like receptor 5
Biological process (GO): inflammatory response; toll-like receptor signaling pathway; immune response
Cellular component (GO): plasma membrane
Molecular function (GO): transmembrane signaling receptor activity; protein binding
Source: RefSeq, a predicted model, not a curated record
ACAGCUGUGCUGAGAUGGACAGGCACUACUACAACAUCCACUGUUGGAUUCAUGAUGUUACGUCAACAGCUAGUACUCAUCUUUGGAAUAUCACUGACUAGUGAUAUAAGUGCAUUUAGAAACUGUUAUUCAGAAGCCCAAGUCUCCCUAUAUUAUUUCUGCAACCUCACAGAUAUUCCACUUGUGCCAAAGGAUACAGUGAAGCUUUUUUUAACUUUCAACUAUAUUAGAGAAGUGACUGCAACUUCCUUUCCACUGCUGGAGCACUUGUUGUUGUUGGAAAUUGGAAUGCAAUAUGUCUAUCCUGUUACCAUAGCAAAAGGAGCUUUCAGGAACCUGCCAAACCUUCGUGUCUUAGACUUGGGAUCCAAUAGGAUUCUUCAACUGGAUCUUGAUGCUUUUGCGGGCUUGCCAAGUCUGACUGUACUCCGUCUGUUUCACAACUACCUUGGAGAUUCCAUCCUGGAGGAACGUUACCUUCAAGAUUUGAUCUCGUUAGAAGAAUUGGAUCUAUCAGGGAACCAAAUCACAAAACUUCAGCCUCAUUCCUUAUUUUAUAAUCUAACCAUCUUGAAAAACGUGAAUCUGAAAUUCAACCAGAUAUCCAACCUGUGUGAAAGCAAUCUUACCAGCUUCAGAGGAAAGCACUUUUUAUUUUUUAGCCUCAGUUCUAAUAAUUUGUACAAGACAGAUGAAAUGGCCUGGGCCAAAUGCCCAAAUCCUUUCAGAAAUAUUACGUUUAACUCACUAGACCUUAGUGACAAUGGCUGGAGCACAGGGAAAGUCCAAUAUUUCUGUGCAGCCAUUAAAGGGACUCAAAUCAGUUCUUUAACAUUUAGCUCUCAUACAAUGGGUUCGGGAUUUGGCUUUAAUAACUUAAAAAAUCCAGAUAAUGAUACAUUUGCUGGACUAGCAAGAAGUGAUCUGCAUUUGCUUGAUAUUUCAAAUGGUUUCAUUUUCUCUCUCAAUUCUUUCAUCUUUCAAAGCCUUGGUAAUCUGGAAUUCCUGAACCUUUUCAAAAAUAAGAUAAAUCAAAUCCAAAGGCAUGCAUUUUUUGGCUUGGGAAACCUAAAAAGUCUCAAUCUCUCAAGUAAUCUUUUAGGCGAGUUGUACGAUGAUACAUUUGAAGGUCUACAUAGUGUAAUGUAUAUUGAUUUACAGCAAAAUCAUAUCAGGAUGAUUGGUGGAAAAUCAUUCAGUAACUUAGUAAGUCUGAAAAUAAUUGAUCUCCGAGACAACGCCAUUAAAAAACUCCCUUCCCUUCCACAUCUGACCUCUGUCUUUUUAGGUGACAAUAAACUAAUGUCUGUAGUUGGCACAAAAAUAGCAGCAACUCACCUUGAAUUAGAAAGAAAUUGGUUGUCAAACCUGGGUGACCUCUAUAUUCUUUUCCAAGUUCCAGAUGUACAGUAUAUCUUCUUAAAACAGAAUCGCUUCUCUUACUGUGUGAAAAGUGAUCACGUUAUAGAAAACAAUCAGUUAAUCUAUAUGGAUCUAGGUGAAAAUAUGUUACAGCUUGUGUGGGAGAGAGAUUUAUGCUUGGAUGUGUUCAGGGCACUGUCCAAACUUCAGGUUCUGCAUCUGAAUAACAACUACCUUAGUGUUCUUCCACAGGAGAUUUUUAGAGGUCUAACAUCCCUAAAACGACUUAAUCUGGCUUCCAACCUAUUGUCUCAUCUUUCUCCUGGUCUUUUUCCACAAAGCCUAACAAACCUAAACUUAUCUGGAAACCAGCUUCUUUCCCCCGAGCCUGAAGUCUUUAUGACUUUGAGUAUUCUGGAUAUAACACAUAAUAAGUAUGUCUGUGAUUGUACUUUAAAGAGCCUACUCAUGUGGCUAAAUGAAACCAAUGUAACCCUAGCUGGCUCCCAAUCUGACAGGUACUGUGUAUACCCACCUGCAUUUGCAGGGGUACAACUGUCAUCUGUAAUAUAUGAUGGUUGCUAUGAAGAUGAACUCCAGCAGACACUCAGAUUCUCAGUAUUCAUCUUCAUCUCCAUCACUCUUCUAAUGGUUCUGAUAGCAGCCAUUGUUUUUACUCGCUGUCGGGGGAUUUGUUUUGUCUGGUAUAAAACUAUUAUCAAAAAAAUUAUAGACAGCCAUCCACAAGUAGCAGAUAAAAGUGAAUACAGAUAUGAUGCCUAUUUGUGCUACAGCAAAAAGGACUUUGAAUGGGUCCAGAAUUCUUUGCUAAAGCACUUGGAUUCACAGUAUUUUGAUAAAAACAGAUUUACCUUGUGCUUUGAGGAAAGAGAUUUCUUGCCUGGGAAAGAACAUAUCAGCAAUAUUCGUGAUGCCAUUUGGAACAGCAGGAAAACAAUUUGCAUUGUGACCAGGCAGUUUCUGAAAGAUGGGUGGUGUGUGGAAGCCUUUAAUUUUGCCCAGAGCAGGUACUUUUGUGAUCUGAAAGAUGUCCUCAUUAUGGUAGUGGUUGGGUCAAUUUCUCAGUAUCAACUGAUGAAACACAAACCAAUUCGAAACUUUUUACAAAGGGGUCACUAUUUGCGGUGGCCAGAAGAUUAUCAAGAUAUUGACUGGUUUUUAAAUAACCUUUCUUGCCAAAUUCUGAAGGAAAAAAAAGUGCGAAGGAAAACCAGUGGUAUAGAGCUGCAGACUGUAGCAACACUCUCGCAUUGAUGGCGUACGGGUUGCUGGCUUUCUAAAUAUCCCAUUUCCAGCUGUGCCAUGGUAGGAAUAAACAGAAGUUUGCUUCCUUUUUCCUUGAAAAAGCAGGUAGAUAGAUAACUGUUUCAGUAUAAAUCCUACUAAAGAUGGAAACAGCUUGAAAGCAACCAGCAGAUAUAUGAAAGUACAAUUAUUUUAUGGACUAUCACACAUUUUCAGAAGAAUUAAAUGAAUCACAGAUGCUUCACUUUUUGAAUGCUCAGCUUCAGACACUUUAGUCCUCAUUUCCGAAGUACUACUUAUUUACAGGUCUGUUUCAGGUAGAGAAGGAUGCCCAUGGUUG